This is a messenger RNA of Aspergillus ibericus CBS 121593, 1703 nucleotides long. RefSeq lists its product as uncharacterized. Lineage: Eukaryota; Fungi; Ascomycota; Eurotiomycetes; Eurotiales; Aspergillaceae. The record is from RefSeq and is a predicted model, not a curated record. The transcript has a single exon. Bases 1 to 1380 code for a protein of 459 amino acids.
AUGUCAGGUGUCUCAGAUCUGCUGGCCUUGAGCCCUCUGGAUCACAUCCCCGCGAAGCUCUUCCUGCCAUAUAUCUUGCACUUUGACACAUCCGACAACCAAGCCGCCCUCUCCACCCUCCGGAAGGGCAUCGAUACAUUGAUCCUACAAUUACCCUGGCUCGCUGGAGAUGUGAUCCUCCAUAGUGCACCCAACGGUCCCAAGAACCGGAUGCAUAUUGCGCCCCCAAGUAUUCCGCUUUCUGAAGUACCCAUGCUGCGGGUCAAGCACUUUGAUGGCGACGAAGAUUUCGGCACGCACCCAGUCCAAUCUUACCUGCCCCUUCCCACUUUCAUUCCCGCCUCCCAACAGCGACCGGUUCUCCGCUUCCAGGCCAAUGUGUUCCCCAGCAAAAUCGUUGUGGCCAUGUCCUUCUGGCACAGCGUCUUCGAUGGUACCGGGGCUGGUAUUAUCCUUGAAGCGGUUGCCGAAUGCUGCAGGUCAGCCAACGGAGAGCACGAAACACCUCUUGCGGAGACCCUCGCAAAAACCCAUGUCGACCUUCGUAACAUGGUCUCGGGUUUCCCGUUUAAGUGCGCAACGCGGCUCGAUCACAGCGUUGAGCUGGGCACGCCGGUUUUUGACCCCAAUACUUCCACGGAGCAGUGGAAUGCCAUGGAGUGGGCUAUGGCCUCUAGCGUCGAGACAAAGCGAUAUAGCUUCAGCCCCGAGAAAGUAGCCAAGCUGAAGAACAUAUGCACCCGGCUUCUCCCACAGCUAGAGUCCUCUGCGUGGAUCUCCAGCAACGACCUUAUUACAGCAGCGCUCGCUAUCUGCGUUGACCGAGCCCUUCACCCAGAACGGGCGAGCAAGACCCAAUCUGCCGAUUUCCUCAUGGCCGUCGACUUGCGCAGCCGUGUUCAGCCCCCACUACCAAAGACCUACCUGGGUAACUCGAUCUUCCCCGUCCACGACGAGAUCUACAUUGAAGACGUAGCAGGCCAGACCGGCGACGAUGCAGACCUUCUCCACCUGGCCCACCUGGCGCUGAGGGUCCGCACCAAGCUUGCCUCAAUGGACGAGACGCUUAUGUACAGCGCGUCCGCAGCGGUCGCCGAUUAUGAUGACUGGACCAAGGUCGAGGCAGGGCCCGCAGGUAUCAUUGUGACCAGCUGGAGGGGCCUUAAGGUCUUUUCCUUGGACUUUGGGGCUGGGCUCGGUCACAUUGCCGACUUCGAGCCUGGGCUGACGCUUGUCCCAGGCGGAUGCAUCUUUCUGCCGUCGCGGAAGUCGCUGGAGCAGAGUGGGUCGACGCCGACAUGGGAAGUAUGCAUCACCCUGAAGACUGGAGAUUCAGAACUGCUUGAAAAAGAUUCACUAUUCAAGCAAAUCCUCGCAUGAUUCAGUGAUAAAAGGGAUGACUAGAAUGAUGUUCAUUCAUAAAUAUUGGGUUCGACCUGAGCGUCAGUGUGGGAAGGAGUCUGUGACAAUGCCAGCAGUGCUGCAACGUCCAUUCACAUGCUGCUUUCUACUUCUAUCCCGAGCCCGUUGCUUGCUUGAGCUCGGAUUGCAGCUCCACGCCAAGCUGCGAGCCCGAUCUGGGAAUCCAUCUAGGGAGUGUAAUAUAAUAGCAAUAACAUCCGUCCAAGUUCUUGAUUUCUCCGAGUCCGUGCAAGCUGGAAAACCGAGUGGACAGUAGAAGGUCCUGCAAGGAUCAAUUGCAG